Coffea arabica (coffee) is the source of this 3722-nucleotide messenger RNA. The record is from RefSeq and is a predicted model, not a curated record. Lineage: Eukaryota; Viridiplantae; Streptophyta; Magnoliopsida; Gentianales; Rubiaceae.
GAUUUCCCAAGUCCGAUACAAAGCGCAGACUUGGAGCAACUUGAGUGGAAGUGAGCAAGUAAGAGGAACAAACGAGGUUCAUGGAAAGUCACAAUACUCUCAGCAGCUGCAUUUCUUGCAUUGUUUCUUUAAAAACCAUAUACAUUUCUCUUCACUUGGCCAUCAAAAUGAGGGGACUCAAAAACCUGCUCCCUCUCCUUUUCCUGUUUGCUUGUUUUUGGUCAGAAGUUUUCAUUGCUCUAGACACCAUAACUAUCAACCAGCCAAUGAGAGAUCCUGCAACUAUAGUUUCCGCAAGCCAAAACUUUAAAUUAGCGUUCUUCAGUCCUGUAAAUACUAGCGACCGCUAUGUUGGAAUCAUUCUCAAUAUUCCAGCACAGAGUGUUGUGUGGGUGGCUAACAGAGACGACCCCAUUACGGAUUCUGCAGGAAUGUUGACAAUUUCAGAAGAUGGUAAUGCUGUGAUCUUGAAUGGGCAGAAGAACGUACUAUGGUCGUCUAACGUAGCAAAUUCUGCGGCAAAUUCUAGUGCACAACUUUUGGAUACUGGGAACUUGGUCUUGAGGGACAACUCAAAUGGAAGAAUUUUGUGGGAAAGUUUUCAGACUCCUACGGAUACUCUUGUGAGGACAAUGAAAAUAGGCGUGAUAAGCAAAAAUAACAUGAUCCGGCUGACCUCAUGGCGAAGUCCCUCUGAUCCCUCAGUUGGAAACUUCUCUUUUGGCGUUGACCCUCUUCGAAUCCCAGAGUUUUUCAUCUGGAAUCAUAGUAAACCUUACUGGCGGAGUGGCCCAUGGAAUGGAAACGUGUUUAUUGGAAUUCCUGAAAUGAGUUCUGCAUACCAGAAUCGAUUUGAUCUGGUGACAAACCCUAAUGGAUCUGAAUAUUUUACACACUCCUUCAUCAAUGAUCUUGCUUUGUUAUACUAUGUAUUGAAUUCUUCAGGGGUUCUAGUUGAGAAGGUUUCGUAUUAUGGAGAUGGACACUCCAAGGUUACGUGGACAAGUCUAGAGAGUGAAUGUGAUGUUUAUGGCAAAUGUGGCCCUUUCGGAAGUUGCAAUCCUCAGCAUUCGCCAAUUUGUACAUGUCUGCAAGGUUUUGAACCAAAAAACAAGGAGGAAUGGGACAAGGGAAACUGGACUGGUGGCUGCUCCAGAAAGGCAUUGCUGCUGUGCGACAGAAACAUCUCUGCUGGUCAAGUGGGCAAACCAGACGGAUUUUUGAAGCUUGCAAACAUAAAAAUUCCAGAUUUUGCUCAUUUAAUGGAGCUCCUCAGGUCAGCUACAGAGCAAGACUGUGGUAAUCAGUGCUUGAACAAUUGCUCCUGCAUAGCAUAUGCCUAUAGUACAGGGAUUGGAUGUAUGUACUGGAGCAGCAGCCUAAUUGACAUACAACAGUUCUCUUUUAAUGGGGCAGACCUUCACAUAAGGGUGGCCCAUACGGAACUCGGUUUCCGGAAGAACAUGAAAGCCAUCAUUGCAGGCACAGUAGUUUUGGGACUUUUAUUCUUGGCCAUAUCGGCAUUCUGUUUAAGGAAGUGGUUGACAAGGCACAGAGGGAAUAAGCAAAAUGCUGAAUUGCCAUUAUUUGAAGAGUGGGAAGCGUCUAAAAAGGAAAGCAUUCUGAGUGACAAGCCAGAACAACCAAAGCUCGAAGAGCUGCCGUUGUACAGUUAUGAGACACUGGCUAUUGCAACAGAUACAUUUCAUCUGAAGAAUAAGCUAGGCACAGGUGGCUUUGGUCCAGUGUUCAAGGGGAUACUUUUAAGCGGCCAGAAAAUUGCGGUGAAAAGGCUUUCAAAUUCUUCGAAUCAAGGGAUCAAAGAGUUUAUGAAUGAGGUUGAGCUCAUUUCCAAGUUGCAACACCGUAAUCUUGUUAGACUCCUGGGGUGCUGUGUCGAAAGAGAAGAAAAAAUGUUAAUAUAUGAAUACAUGCCAAACAAAAGCUUGGAUGCCUAUCUAUUUGAUUUACAAAAACGAGAUUUACUUUAUUGGAACAGACGCAAAUUAAUCAUUGAAGGGAUUGGCAGAGGCCUCCUUUACCUUCACAGAGACUCAAGAUUGAAAAUUAUUCAUAGGGAUCUGAAACCAAGCAACAUCCUCCUAGACGAAGAGCUCAAUCCAAAAAUAUCAGAUUUUGGCUUAGCAAGAAUUUUUGGAGGCAACCAGGAUCAAGCCAACACAAAUAGAGUUGUAGGGACAUAUGGCUACAUGGCCCCUGAAUAUGCGAUGAAGGGUAAGUUUUCGGAGAAAUCAGAUGCAUACAGCUUCGGGGUAUUGUUAUUAGAGAUUGUAAGUGGAAAGAAAAAUACUAGCUCCCAUGAUGACGAGAAUGAUCUGAGUCUGAUAGGAUAUGCCUGGAAACUAUGGAAUGAAAACGAAGCCGUAAAAUUAGUAGAUCCAGCAUUAUCUGAUCCACGGGUUGAAAUGGAGAUCUUGAGAUAUGUGCACGUGGGACUACUAUGUGUGCAGGAAUCUGCCAAUGAUAGGCCAAAUGUGUCUAAUGUUCUUUCAAUGCUGAACAGUGAAAUUGCAGAGCUGCCUCCUCCUAAAUUACCAGCUUAUACUGCAAGAUUGGGUUCAACGGAAAGUGAAGGUUCGCAACAAAGUGGACAUUCUGUUAAUGAUGUCAGUUUAACAAUUAUUCAAGGCAGAUAGAAGUUGUAAACAAUUGAGCAGUAUUAUAUCUAAGGUUGCUACAAGUAAGUAAUCCUAUUAGCAUGCAUCACUUCCAAAAUUUUUCUGUAACAUCUGUUGGUAAUUAUGCAAGUCUGGAAUGCUUUAGAAGAACUAUGGUGGCCAAUCUUUUAGCACGUUUUCCUUUGUGAAAGUACUUGAUAACUUUUUUCAAUGGCUUCAAGAUAUUUAUCAUAUCAGUUGCAGCACAGGCUCAAAAUGGGGGCUUUCAAACGAGGGAUGCAUUUGCUUAUUUGUUACAAUAGCUGCCGCUAAUGACUAAUCUAGUGAGUCAGGAAUUUCCUAGAAAUAUCAACGAGACACAAGUAAGAGGAAGAAGAAAUGGAGUGCAAAGUUUCUGCAGUUUCUUGAAUCACAGACACAAUUUUCUCUCAUUGGGUCCCCGAAAUGACAGCACUGACAAAUUCAUUGCCCAGUAUUUCUCCUUUUGUGCUUGCUUUGUAUAGAAGACGGCGGAGCCUUAGACACCAUUACCAUGAUGGAGCCCAUUCAGGAUGACAGGACCCCAGCCAUAUUUGAUUAGCACAAGUCCCAAAUUCAGGAAAAUUCAAUGGAAUCAAAUUGGAUCAGAAGUCUACAGCUGUGGAGUGUAAUUAUCAGAUUUCCAACUGAGAAGCAAAGCAAAAGUUUCUGCAGUGAAAAGGAUCAGCUGAGCUUUGCUUGAACAGCAGGAACAAAUAAUUUGUGGGGGGUUUAUUGGAUAGCUGGCAAAAACCUUUCAAUCUAAGCAGAUCAAAUCGGAGUAUGGGCUCAGAGACGUUUCUUGAAGUGUUAUUGGCAAUAUUGUUACCCCCUGUUGGAGUCUUCCUCCGUUAUGGGUGUGGGGUGGAAUUCUGGAUUGAUUUGUUGCUGACUAUACUGGGAUACAUACCGGGAAUCGUAUAUGCAAUCUAUGUAUUAGUGGGAUAGCAGGAGUUGGAUUUGUCUUUUGUAGAUCUAUUUCAUGCUUCUUAGAAUAAACUGCUAAUCUCUUGUGGUUCCUUUUCCCAGUUGGCACUUAUAUCAUAUGUGUAUGUUUACAAUGAC